Molecule: messenger RNA, 1331 nt
Organism: Poeciliopsis prolifica (blackstripe livebearer)
Lineage: Eukaryota; Metazoa; Chordata; Actinopteri; Cyprinodontiformes; Poeciliidae
Gene: ubr7
Product: ubiquitin protein ligase E3 component n-recognin 7
Cellular component (GO): cytoplasm
Molecular function (GO): ubiquitin protein ligase activity; zinc ion binding
Source: RefSeq, a predicted model, not a curated record
CAUGCCUGCCAAGGUUUGGACUAGAGACGGGAACAUACGGGAUGUUUACGGGAACGGGAGAGUUGACAGGAAGCAGGUGAGGAUGAGCGAGGAGCAGACGGUGUCUCUGGUGGACGUUCUGGAGGAGGAUGAGGAGCUGGAGGAGGAAGCUUCGGCUGUGCUGGCAGGAAGUGAUUCCGAUCACUGCUCCUAUCCUCAGGGCUACGUGAAGCGGCAGGCGCUAUACGCCUGCAACACCUGCACGCCGCAGGGCGGCGAGGCCGCUGGCGUCUGCCUGGCCUGCUCCUACACCUGCCACGAAGGUCAUGACCUCUUCGAGCUCUACACCAAGAGAAAUUUCCGCUGUGACUGUGGAAACAGGAAGUUCUCUGAGCUGCAGUGUAAACUACAUCCUGAGAAGGACGACACCAACAGUCUGAAUAAAUACAGCCAUAACUUCUUCGGCCUCUACUGCACCUGCCCGCCGUACCCCGACUCUGACGACCAGGUGGAGGAUGAGAUGAUCCAGUGUGUCGUCUGUGAGGACUGGCUGCAUGGCAGGCACCUGGGCUGUGCGGUUCCUGACUGUGUGGAGAUGCAGGAGAUGAUCUGUGAGUCCUGCAUGAACCAACAUGUUUUUCUCUGGGCCUACGCUGCUCACCUCGCAGUGCAGGGUCCAGCGCUGCAGACCAAGGACGAGAAGGGAGAGGCCAGUGUCCCUAAAAAGGAGGACAAGGGCGACCAGGUCGUGGAGCCCAGCUGUAAACGCAGCCGGCAGGAGGCGGAGCCGAGCUGCAGGCUGAAGGCGCUGCAGGAAGCGUGUCAGAAGACGGACCAAUCAGGAGCCGUGUUCUGGCCCUGGUGGCGCUCCAGGCUCUGCUCCUGCUCCACCUGCCAGGUGCAGCUGGCUGACGCUGGACUGUCCUUCCUGCUGGACGAAGCGGACACCGUCCUCGCCUACGAGAACAAAGGAAAAACCAACGAGCAGAAACAGCAGGGACACGACCCGCUGAUGUCCGCACUGGACAACCUGAACCGGGUCCAACAGCUCGAGAUCAUCCACGGCUAUAACGACAUGAAAACUGAACUGAAGGACUUCCUGCAGACGUUUGCAGCUGAAGGAAAGGUCGUGACCUCUGAUGACAUCCGUCAGUUCUUCGAGCAACAGAGUCGUAAACGUCGUGCGGACUCUGGACCGUUCUUCUCCUGAUGGCUCCUGGGAAAAACUCAACUUGUUCUUCAGUUUUCUACUUUCUGAAUUUGUUGUUUCAGAUGUUUUUAAGCUGAAUGUCUCUUACUUUCAUCUUUGUGUUUUCUUACUUGUAAGAAUAAAAGUUACGCUGAGCAUUAAA